Pieris brassicae (large cabbage white) is the source of this 1101-nucleotide messenger RNA. RefSeq names its product band 7 protein AGAP004871. Gene Ontology annotation, cellular component: plasma membrane. Lineage: Eukaryota; Metazoa; Arthropoda; Insecta; Lepidoptera; Pieridae. Bases 30 to 899 code for a protein of 289 amino acids. The record is from RefSeq and is a predicted model, not a curated record. The transcript is spliced from 7 exons.
UUACGUUUAUCAUAGUAAUCCGUACGCAAAUGACAACUGUGUUGGAAAUGUCCAGUCGCCAACAUUUGUAUCCAACAAUAGCGACAUCUAAUGAUGAUAACGAUACAGAAUCGAAAACAUGUGGAAAGAUUCUUGUUGUGUUAUCGUGGAUUUUAGUUGUGUUCACGAUGCCUUUUUCCCUCUUCGUGUGUUUUAAGGUCGUUCAAGAAUACGAAAGGGCCGUUAUAUUUCGGUUAGGGCGACUGCUCGCAGGAGGAGCUAAAGGUCCUGGAAUAUUUUUUAUUCUACCAUGCAUUGACUCUUACGCGAGGGUAGACCUGAGAACUAGAACCUAUGAUGUGCCACCUCAAGAGGUACUCACAAAGGACUCCGUUACUGUAUCUGUGGAUGCUGUGGUAUACUAUAGAGUGCAUAAUGCAACAAUUUCCAUAGCGAACGUAGAAAAUGCUCAUCAUUCGACACGUCUCUUGGCUCAGACCACGCUUCGUAACACUAUGGGCACUAGACCCCUACACGAAAUAUUAAGCGAACGGGAAACUAUUUCAGGAAAUAUGCAAAUCUCUUUAGACGAGGCAACAGAAGCAUGGGGCAUUAAGGUGGAACGAGUUGAAAUUAAGGAUGUUCGCUUGCCCGUGCAACUGCAACGAGCAAUGGCAGCAGAGGCAGAAGCGGCGCGGGAAGCUCGAGCCAAGGUGAUUGCUGCUGAAGGUGAGCAGAAAGCGGCACGAGCCCUUCGCGAAGCCUCUGAAGUUAUUGGCGACAGUCCCGCUGCUCUACAACUACGUUACUUACAGACAUUGAACACAAUAUCUGCUGAGAAGAACUCCACAAUUGUAUUCCCGCUGCCCAUUGACCUCCUUACUUACUUCAUAAAGGCCAAAGAGUAUCCAUCUCAUUAACUGUAAUGCUAUAUUAAUGAAGAUAUAAACGUCAAAAUAAGUUUUGAUUAUAAAAAAUGAUCUCAAGUUAAAUAUAAGCAUUAUAUACCUAUAUAUGUACCUUUCCUAAUCAGAAUAAUUACUAGACAAAUCAAACGACGUUAGUACAAGAUUAAUCGAAUUAACGAAACUCGACGCUUAAAAGCUCAAAAUCGGUCCAAGU